UCGCGGGGGACGACGUCGCCUUCGCCGGCCCCGAGCUGGGCGGCGGCGCCCCGGGGGUGCAGCUCGCCUGCGACGUCAAGCCAGGAGAAAAUGAAGUUCCAUCUGAAGAUGCCCUAAUACUACAGCUGCACCUUGCAAAAGGGCAUGAGAAAUUUACUGAAAUGCUAAAAAGCCAACAGCAGAUCAUUGUUGAUUUGCAGCAAAAACUGGCAGAACAGCAGCACAUAUUGAUUAGCCAGCAACAGGAGAUUAUUGAACAGCAAAGAAAGAUGUAUGAGCAAAUGGAUCUGAUCAAAGUCCAGUAUGGCAUGCUUUUUGAUACAGUGAAACAAAUGUCAUUUCAGAGUUUGCAAGAAGAUAUUCAAAAUUAUUUUGAAAGUCAUCUUCAAGGACUUCAGAACCAGGUCAGAAAUCAUCUCCAGAAGUCAUACUCUGUGCAUAAAGUAGACGUGCAUGCAAAAGUCAUUAAUACUGGGGAGUCUUUGCAGGACUGUGGCCUUUGUGAAAGUGAUGAAUUUUGCAAUUUCCAGAAGACACCUUCACAAUGUGAAAAAUGCACAUUGUGUCCUGCUGGUUUCUUUCAAAUGACUGAGUGUUCAACGAACUCUGAUCGGAUUUGCCAGGACAGAGAUGAGUGCACUGAAUCUCCAAGCAUUUGUGGUGAGAAGAUAAAAUGCCUGAAUACUCCAGGUGGUUUCCGGUGCCUUGGAAUUGCUGAGAAAGAUGCAGCUUUGGGACUGUGUGGACAGGAGUAUUUCUUUAAUAAGGAAAUGCAGGAAUGCCAGGCAUGUUUAAAAUGUGAGGAUGGAAUGAUGGACAUUCCUUGUUCCGCUGUCAGUGAUACAGUUUGUUCAGCAACCAGUGAAAACAAGCUCUCGGAGUCUUGGGCUGCAAACAUCGUUCUACCCUCUGUGAAGUCUGGCAUCUUGCAGGUUUACUCUGGCUUGAACUUGAAGAUAAAGGGAAAGCUUCCCUGUGAAAUCUUGUCUGUUGAAGAUAACAGUCUGGUAUUCAGGCAACAUGGUCUGUUGUGGACUGACCUAAAUUUUGCAGUAAAGCAUAACUGCAGGAAUUUUUUGCAGCUUUCCUUAAGGCUAAAUGGCAGUGAGGAAGGCUAUGAACUGAGUGGUGUUCGCAUUGAACAGCCAGAAGGAAAGUAUUUCCAGAGCACUAGUUUAAGCAGCGCUGCUGAAGUGGAGCCCAGCCAAACUCUUUCUGUGUAUCUGAGGAGCCCAAAUCAAUUCUGCAAUCAAAGCAAAGACUUAAAUAUUUAUGAUCUUAAUACCCCGCUCAGUUUGUUUUGGUUGUCCCAUGACACUGGUGCUGUGGCACUCAGUGCACAGAUGUCAACGGCAAUGCAUUACCAAACCAACUAUCGACCUACCUUUAAAAUAAUAUCUGUUUCUGACCCUUACAUGCUAAGUUUAUCUCUUGAUGGCAGAGCUAUAAAGUUCACCGAAAGUGGUGUUGUCAAAUUUGUGUUCCACCAAGCGUUGUAUUCCAUGGGUCAUACAUGUGUUCGGGAGGGCUUCUCCUUAAUUUCUUAUAUCAGCAGGAAUGGUACCAACAGAGAAUUAAUGAAUGUAUUUAAAUCUGGGGUAAAUUACAGAGACACCUCAAUAUCUGCUUCUGGAGCCACAAAAGUUGGUGCUGGAGAUCUGAUGAGCUUUGAGAUACUUUCUCCUGCACAGUGUAAUGUUCGGUAUUUUGGAGAUAGUUCUGGAAUUAGUAUGUUUAGCCUCAUCUGGAUGCCUUCAGCAGUUUCUAGUGCCAUCUCAGCCACAGUUUCUGUUACAGGUCUGCCUACUGGAGCUGUGAGAAACAAAUUACUAGAUUUCACCCAGGUCUCAUCCAAUGAGAAGCAAAUACAGCUGGUUUCUUCUGGACUGCUUGCUAAGAAGUAUUUCAUUUUUACUGAAAAGGGAGUUGCCAGCCUUGCAUUUAAUUUAAAGCUAAUCCACUCGUGCAAUGUGCUCAAAAUGACUCUCAAUCAGUUGACCAUGGAUCAGAUGCAACCCACAGCAAUUGCUCAGCAGAUUGGAGGUCAGAUGCCAGAGGGAAGCAUAUGGACCAGUGUGUCCCUCUGUGCAUCUUUUGAAGUACAUAAUGGGACACUGAUAUCAGUUUCUCUUGACUGUGUGCGUGGAAGGAUCAAUCAGAUCACUCAUGAACACGGAACCAGUAUAUCUAUUUUAUGGAUUUCAUCUUAAUUUCUGUAUAGUAAAGGCUGAGGUUUAAAUCGCAUUUGGAUUCUACUCUGACUCUGUACAUAUUUGACACUUUUGGCUGUGUCAACAUGAGCAGAUUGUCCCUCUAAAAUGCUCUCGAUUUUAGGAAUAUUUAAAUAUAAGCUUAAUUGAAUGAUCAGUAUUUAAAGAAAAGAGAGUUUUCAGUGUUCCAAAUGUUCUUUUAAUGUCUUCAGGCACAAGAACUUUGAAUUCAGGUCAAACUCUCUUGUUUUUGGUAAAGCAGUCUCUUAAAAUGAGUUAUUUCUAGACCACAAGAAAUGGCAGGUGAGGGUAAAUACAUACCUUUUAGUAUGGCAACUGAAAGCAGCGCAGACAAAUAAUGGAAACCUGCUUUCAGCUUCUUCACUGCAGCAGACUAGUAGUGAGACUAAGUGCACUUUGAGGCUAAUUUGUCUACAUCUUAUAAAGUGCUUUUCUUUCUGUAAAUGAAGAGAACGUGCCUCAAAUUAGAGGUCAUUCUAUGGUGACACUGGAAUAUGCAUGCUUAAUAUUAUAGAAAUGGAUAUGGGUCAAAAAUGGAACAUAGCUUUUACAAAAUAUAAUAAUUGCAAAAUAUAAUAAUUGCUCUCAACAAAAACAUUAGAACUAAUUACUGUUGUAAUUUCAUUUGGAAAUAAUAUGCAUUUAAGUAAUUUGGGAAGGUUCUUUCCUGAUUUUAGGUUUUGCCACUGAAAAAUUGCAGGAUGAUGAAAGACUUCUCUUCUAAAAAAUAAGAGUGUAUAGCAGAAGAGAAACAAAUAUUAAAGAAUGUCUUGAAAAUAAAACUAUUGGAAAUUAAGCAAAUUUUUAUUCAGUUUCUUAUAAAUGACAAAAUAUUUCUCUGACCAAAAAGGAACACCAUUCACAAACAUGCUUAUUUUGCUGAGCAGAUAUUUAAUUUUAAAAGUUUUUUUCUUUUUGUUAGAUCACAGUUAAUUCUAAGAAGGAAUGAUGUAUUCAGUGAUGCAGAUUUUGUCUUCUUCCAACUCUUCCGUCAAAUUAUUCUUUCUUAUGCUAAUCUAUGUUGAGUGUUUUCUCUCAUUUUCUCCUUUCUCCUUCACCAAUGCUGCUUUUUGCUCUCCUUUCUCAUUUCUUUUGUUAGGACUACAUGGCAUGCUCUGUCACAUAGCUCAACUCUUUCCAGCCUUCUUUCACCAUCCCUACUAAAGAACAGAUGUAUGUAUGUCACAUCUGUCCCAGAAGAGGGACAUUAAUAAGGCACUCACAGGCUGCCUUACAUCAAUCUUACUGAAGGAAGGAAUAUUGUGCACGAUAUAAUUUUAUUGUAUCUAAAAUAUAUGCACUUUCCUGCACUCUUCAACUGGUUUAGAGUUUGUCACACUGCUUUUGCUGUUAUAGUCUCCUCCUAUAAAUUUCUGUGGAAGCAUGAACCCAAAUGCAAGACUUGUAUCUGGUGAUUUUAUUUUCACUUGCCAUUUUAGAACUCUGUCCUUACACUUCCAAUUGUCUUUCCCUCAUCCUUUUUUCUUCAGGUUUAUACUCAAAGAUGUGCAGACUUCCGACAAAUUGCUCCCAUGCUUCAAACAGAGCAGUCCAUCAAAAGAUUCCUUGUGUUGAAGCCAGUAUGAGUCUGCAGACCAGAGUAAGCCUAGUCCUGGUGUCCCUGAAGUCUGUGACAGAGGUCUUGGUGCCUUCAUGUAGGCAGGCACAUUCAUUCUGUCAAGGACACAAGGAAGGACAAGAGUAAAGCCAAUAUUAAAACAAUAUUUGCAAAUACUGUUAUUGUUACAGCGUAUAUUUUGUAGUGGUAGAGGAAGACUUCUGGAAUGAGAGGAUGUGUAUCUAUUAUAUCCAGAAGAGCUGUAUUACCUAGAACCAGAGCAGUAUUUCUGGGUACUUCACUCUGGAAGUCUGUUGAGACUGAAUAAAUGCCACAAGAGUUAAACUUUUCUGACGUGUCCAUGUGUUUAAUAGGCAAAGUAGUGAAAUGAAUAGGAAUCUAGGUGAUAUCAAGGCUGUCAUAUCUUCUUGAACAAACUCCUCUCUACGAAGAGGUCAUUUUGCAGGGAGGGGUCGAUGAGCAGGUAGCUCACAUGAGUGCAUGUGACAAAAUAGAAGCUCUGCAGAGAGCAGAUUUGUGUAGUUCUUCUUCAGGGGAAGACAAAGUCACUUUCUCACAGAUAAACCACCUUGUUUUUCCUUGCUAAUUUGUGCUAUGCAGUGUGUUAAAGACUGCCACCCCCUUCCCCCAGUAUAAUGGCAUCUUAAGAGGCAUUUUAGAUUUAAACCUCUGUAGUGGAGAGCAGAAUCCAAUAUUGGACAUAAUCUACUACAUCUUUAGCAUAGUGCAGAUGUUACUUAGUAAUAAGCAUUGGCAGAUGUUACUUGAAUAUAAUAAGUAUUUGCCUAUAUACAGCAUAUAGCAAAUCUAAUGGCUUGAUUUGGAUGGGUAUGCUUUAUUUGAAUGAGACUGUGAUAUCAGUGGAAUUCCUUGAUUACGGAAGAGACUGAUGCUCAAACCCUAUAUUACACAUAUGGUGGUGAUUCUUGCAUUUAAAUGCACCAGUAUUAAAGGAUGCAGAAACUACCAGGGAGGUACAAAUAAACAUUACUACAGCGAAGAGAGAUUUCACACCAUGAAUUCUUCAGCAUAGUUAGUGUUGUCUGAGGAUUCUAGGGGGAAUGCCCAUAAUUGCCCUUAAAUUCAGAGUAGAUUUUCAGAUGCACAGGGGCAGAAGUGCAGGAUCUUGCACUGAUCUGGUGUCAGUAAUGCAUAUGAUACUCAUUUGCUAAUGCAAUCUGUGAUAAGGUACUCACAUGAUGGGCGAAAAAAUCUUAUUAAAUGCGUAGUAUUAAUUGUAACUUGCAGCAAGCUUAGCGUUACUCCAAGCAAGAAAAGGGUGAUAAAUUGAGCCUCUGUUGCAUCUCUCCCUUUAAAAAAAAAACCAAAACAAAAAAACCCCCCUCCUGACUCCAUAGUUUAGACCACUCACUGACUUUGGUUAUAGUAACAGGAGUUUGGAGUGUCUUGAUCAGUGUGGACUUGUGAUACCCUUAAUUGAUGGCACAGUACAUAGCCUUUGCAUUUAUGAAAAUGAUAUAUACUGUCUCAUACCAUGCAGCACUAAGUGGUGUGCCAUGAUCCUAAAAAGUUCAAGAGGAACUGGAUGAUAUUUAAUGAAUGCUAAUUUUAUGGCACUUAUCCCAUUUGUUGUAAUAAACUGCAUGUUUUAUUAACAGGUAUAUCUUCUUAAUUGUAUUUACAGCUUUUGAACUUUUUAAUUAUUUUUUCACACAGCUUUUUUUUCAUUAGUAGCAAGAUAUAAUACUAUGAAGUACAGAAUAAUUUUAGGUUUUUUCCUUCUGCAUCUUUGGUACUACAUUCAUUAAAAUAACUGGAGACAGUCUCUCCAUUCCUGCCUGCCAAAGAGCAUUUCCAAUAGAGGCAUUCAUAAAGUAAUAGAGUAAGAACGAGGCUGGCAGAAUCUAGCUGUAUAGAAAGAAUUGAAGUUAAUACAUCCAGGAAGGCAGGUGGUUAUUUUAUUUAUGUCAUGCAGAUAAUGGGCAACAUUAGGUUGUUAUAGAAAACAUGACCAUUACAGGAGGAAAAUAAUUUAGGUUGUAUAGUGGUGCUAAAUGUAAGAGGAAAAAGGAUUUGCCUUACAAAGACCUGCAUAAUUUUGUUUUGUGAAACAUUUUGAAAAUUCAAAGAUUUUACCCUAAUAUAUUUUAUUACCUAUAAAAUUUUUUUAUGCUUUAUAUGAAGUCAAAACUGGGAAGAGUAUGUUAAGUCUAUUUUAAUAUUAUGGGUGCUUCCUCUGUUAUGCGGUCUCUGCAGAUUGCAGUACAUUGUGAAAUCUAUACUAGUUUCAAGUGGUGCUUUUUAAUGGAAUUUCCUACUUUGAAAUAUUACGUUGUUUUAAAAGUACU
Cuculus canorus (common cuckoo) is the source of this 6119-nucleotide messenger RNA. RefSeq lists its product as uncharacterized. Gene Ontology annotation, molecular function: calcium ion binding; protein binding. Bases 162 to 2210 code for a protein of 682 amino acids. The record is from RefSeq and is a predicted model, not a curated record. The transcript is spliced from 4 exons. NCBI's taxonomy places the organism in Eukaryota, Metazoa, Chordata, Aves, Cuculiformes, Cuculidae.